AUGUCAACUUUAUUAGAGAGGACCAAGAGUGUGCAAGAACUGAAGAAGAGAGCUGCCGGGAAGACAUCCGCAAAUCCCGCAGAGGUCGCAGAAGCAAAAAAAGUGCUAAAGAGGCUGUAUAGUUGGGAUGAAAUUCCAGAAUGGCAAAGAGAUAAUGACUUUAUUCUACAUGGGUACGUAAGGGAAACUAGUAGUUUUAUCGAGACUUUCAAAAGUUUGUUUUACCUACAUAACGAAAGUGUCAAUAUUUAUUCACAUUUAGUCCCUGCUCUUGGGUUUUUCACUGUUCUAUUGCUAGAUAAAUCAACUAUCAAGGUGUUUGAAACCACUACGUGGAAAGAUCAUGUGGUAAUUGACCUCUUUUAUUCGGGGGCAUUUGCGUGUUUGAUACUGAGCAGCUCAUUUCAUUGUCUAAAAAGUCAUUCCUUAAGAAUUGCUACCUUAGGUAACAAGCUAGAUUACCUUGGAAUUUGCAUACUGAUUGUCACAUCUAUGGUCAGCAUUUUAUUCUAUGGCUAUUACGAAAAAUUUUCUUUGUUUUGUCUAUUUGCGCUUAUUACUGUCAGCUUUGGAGUUGCGUGUAGUAUAGUGUCGCUAAAAGAUAAGUUUCGGAAAAGAGAGUGGAGACCCUAUAGAGCUGGGCUAUUUGUUUGUUUUGGGCUAUCUUCAAUCGUUCCAAUUUUUAGUGGUCUUUACUGCUAUAGUUUUUCAGAAAUUUGGACACAAAUUCAGCUAUUUUGGGUGUUACUCGGAGGCGUUUUAUAUAUAAUCGGCGCUGUUCUUUACGGAAUGAGGUUUCCUGAGAAGGUUUGCCCCGGCAAAUUUGACAUUUGGGGGCAUUCUCAUCAACUUUUCCAUUUUCUAGUUGUUAUUGCAUCCUUAUGCCAUUUGAGAGGUUUAUUGAACAGUUAUGAGUUAGUUCAUAUUAAAAUGGAAAGCGGAAUUAUCUCUUAG
This is a messenger RNA of Saccharomyces mikatae IFO 1815, 954 nucleotides long. RefSeq names its product PAQR-type receptor (gene IZH2). Gene Ontology annotation, molecular function: signaling receptor activity. The transcript has a single exon. Gene Ontology annotation, cellular component: membrane. The coding region runs from base 1 to 954 and encodes 317 amino acids. The record is from RefSeq and is a predicted model, not a curated record. Lineage: Eukaryota; Fungi; Ascomycota; Saccharomycetes; Saccharomycetales; Saccharomycetaceae.